Laccaria bicolor S238N-H82 is the source of this 1716-nucleotide messenger RNA. RefSeq lists its product as uncharacterized. Lineage: Eukaryota; Fungi; Basidiomycota; Agaricomycetes; Agaricales; Hydnangiaceae. The transcript is spliced from 2 exons. The record is from RefSeq and is a predicted model, not a curated record. Bases 1 to 1716 code for a protein of 571 amino acids.
AUGGCUCUCAGACUCUGCAAGAAUAUCAUCUUCUCUGUCGCUUCUGGAGUCUUUUCCUACGUCCCCGUCCCGACUCCAAUCCAAAAGGUACUGGACCUUGCUGUAGUUUUUUCGCAACAGGCCUCUGGCAGCUUUCAACAAAUCCAGCGAAGUAUUUCUGAACCUUGCCUUUCCGCACAUCACAUAACCCUUGCCUCCGAUAGUCCAGAAAUGACGGAUCAAACUCGACGCUACGUCAUCGGGCUACUGGCAUCGACCGCGCUUAAGCUCAACCACUGGCAAGCCACGGAUUUCGUGGCGCUCAAUGCCCUGCUUGACUGUCCAGAAGAGAAUAGCUCAUGGCUUUGUGGUGAAGAGAUCCGUAGCGGCCCUGGUUUUCUGCUUGGCGACCCAGCCUGCGACAGGAUAAUCUUCGUACCACCACCAUUUGAAGAAAUCGUCGAUACAGUGGAGCCAGUCGGAGAAAUUAGGAAACUGAUAGGAUUCCGCUACGCCUACCUUCAGCCCAUACGGGACUUCGUGCCAAAGCUUACCGCUGAUGAUACCUUGUUUCUCGUUAUCUGCGGACAUGGCUCAGAGGAGGGAAUUGUGUUUUUGGGCGAUGCAUACCAUCACAUCACCCUCCAUCCGUUUGAAGUGGAGUGCGCUCUAGAGGGCUGUGCCGCAACAGUUUACCUCAUCAUCACCGCUUGCUUUUCAGGCCGCUGGAAAAGCAAGCGAUGGAAUCUUAUUGCGGCAGCUGGAGCAGACCAGGAAUCAGUUUCGAUUGUGGAGUCGGACUCUGGCCAUUUUCGUGGUGGGCUCUUCACCACAGCCCUCUUAGCGGAGCACGCCGACCAGUACGGACUGCGAGCACCUAAACCCGGCCCUGUCACAGACACUCCAACUUAUAGUAGCGGAGGUUACUCAAACCCCUUUGCACAAAUGGAACACGACUUUGGUCCCCCUCGUCAGGGGCAGCGACAUCCGAUGCUCUUGCUGCCGCGUAAGCGUACAUCAGACGUUUUGGAUUGGUUGCAUAAACUGCGAAACGACAUGGGUAGAACCUAUGCCUCUGCCGACUUCAAAAUCUGCCCAUGUCGGGAAGAUGAUACUGUUUGGAAACCCUUGUUCGCAGACCUGACAAACUCUCCUGCCCUUCAGCGAAAUAAUGUUCAGCCUCCAUCUCGAGCCCCACUUGCCUCUGGCAACUCAUCGCCUAUCCUGCAAAAUACGGAAUCAGUCCUGUUAGAAGAAAAUGAAAAGGUGCUUCUCUGUCUUGCUAGGGACCACCUACGAUUUGCACCACCGGAGACACUUGGAGAAGUCUAUCUUCUCCGCCAUUGCAAUGCCCUUGUGAAUGAUGGAUCUCUUACGGCUGAGGAGAAAGCGGAGACCGUGAAAAUUCUCAAGCAGAGGGACGACUACCGGUUCCUCGCACGAAGCAUUGCUCACAAGCUGGGCUGGCAAAAUGCCGCCAUUGAAGUUGGCUGCCCCUUCACUGAACAGCGAUGGCUGGACCACAACUUGAGUCUACAAGCUGAAGCGGCUGACCACGGCUACCUUUUGUGGGAUCUCCAUGUAUUUCAAAUCAACACGCCAUGGAAGGGCGCUGCAGGAUGGCUUGCAAGAGUCUGGGAAGCUGCCGGGAAACCUACGAUAGAUGCGAAGGAGUGGAUGGACACUUUAGAGGAUUGUUCUGAGUUUGCUGGUAUCACGCUUGGUUUUGUACAAUAG